GUAUGAAUUUGUUUGUAAAUGCCGAUAGCUCUUAUUUGGAAUCUCUCCUUCAAUGGAAUGGAGGAUGGGUUGUCCUGCUGUACAUAUAGGACUGCGCAAUCACCACACACAGCAAUAAACAGAGAGAGAGGGAGAUAUCAGUGAAACAACUAGAGAAAAAGAGAGAGAGGGGCAGAGGAGGAAGUGGUGCAUCACUGGGAAUCUUAAUAAGUUCAGCGGAAGAACAAAACAAUGACAGACUGUGGUUUUGAGAGGGAGUUUGUGGAUGCUCAUAAUGACUAUCGCAGGAAGCAUGGUGCCCCGCCCCUAGCGCUGAGCAGAGACCUGUGUAACUCCGCCCAGAAAUGGGCAGACCAUCUUCUGUCAAUCAAAAGCCUGAAGCAUAGCUCCACCGAUCAUGGAGAAAACCUUUACUACGCAUACAGCUCAAUCCCCAAAAAACCUGUUGGGAAGGAUGCAGUGGACAGUUGGUACAGUGAAAUCAAAGAUUACCACUUCAAUAAGCCUGGCUUCAGCUCUGGUACAGGUCACUUCACCCAGGUGGUUUGGAAGGACUGCAGCGAGGUAGGUGUGGGCCUGGCCACAGAUGGGCAAACGAUCUUUGUAGUGGGCCAGUACCACCCAGCUGGCAACAUGUGCAACGCGGGCUACUUUGAGAAGAAUGUCCUACCACUGGGUAGCUCCACCUCUAGCGCACCCAAAUGUGUCCCCACAGCCGGAGAAAGAGGGGGCCUGAGUGUACCCCAGUCUAAAAUGGCCAGAUCCUUUUCACCUGCAUAUAAGGCUCCUCCUCAGGCGAACGGCACUGACCUGGGCCAGUUCCACAGAGACUUCCUACGGGCGUGUAACAACCAGCGGAUGGCACACGGAGCCCCAGCCCUCACACUGAACCCAGCCCUGAGUCAGGGGGCACAGGCAUGGGCAGAAACUCUACUGGGAGAGCGGGUGCUGAAGAACUCAUCCUCCCCCCAUGGUGAAAAUAUCUGGGCCAAGACGGGGUCAGCGGGCAGCACUGCUACGGGUCAAGAGGUGGUGGACGCCUGGUACAAACAAGAGGAGAACUAUGACUUCUCCAAACCAGGACAUCAGGAAAAAACAGGGCAGUUCACACAACUGGUGUGGCGUAGCUCCAAGGAGGUGGGCGUCGGCAUGGCAAACGGUGGCACGGGGAUGCUUGUCGUGGUGGCACACUUUAAACCGGCUGGCAACAUCAGCAACCCCGGUUACCACGCUCAGAAUGUGAUGCCAAAAGGGUCGAAAGUUACCGAUAAGCCAGUGGAGGUCGUCACUUCGAGAAUGCAGGCGUUGGCUGUGAACUCACUGUCAGCCAAUGAGCUUGGCCAGUUCGGCCGGGCUCUUCUGAAGUCUCUGAACCAAUACCGGAGCCAGCAUGGGGCAUUACCUCUGGUGCUAAGCCCUGCCCUCACUAGUGAGGCCCAGGAUUGGGCGGCUCACCUGGUGAGCAUCAACACACUGAUGAACAGCGGCAAAGGCCACGGGGAGAACAUAUUCUACUGCUCUGGCUCCAGCACAGCGACCCCUACUGGAUCAGAUGUGGCCGAGUCUUGGUACAAGGAGAUUGAGAAGUAUAACUUCUCAUCCCCUGGUUUUCAGAGUGGAGCAGGUAAUUUCACUCAAAUGGUCUGGAAGUCCUCAAAGCAAGUAGGCGUGGGUUUGGCGACCAGUGGGCGGGGAACGUUUAUCGCCGUGGCGUUCUACGACCCAGCGGGCAACAUCACCAACCCAGGCUAUUUCCAUGACAACGUGAAAACCAAAGGAAGCACAUUUUAGUCUGAGUCAUAUUUUUUUUUUUUUAUUUUAUUUCACCUUUAUUUAACCAGGUAGGCAAGUUGAGAACAAGUUCUCAUUUCCAAUUGCGACCUGGCCAAGAUAAAGCAAAGCAGUUCGACAACAUACAACAACACAGAGUUACACAUGGAGUAAAACAAAUAUACAGUCAAUAAUACAGUAGAAAAAUAAGUCUAUGUACAAUGUGAGCAAAUGAGGUGAGAUAAGGGAGGUAAAAGCAAAAAAAAAAGUCCAUGGUGGCAAAGUAAAUAUAAUAUAGCAAGUAAAACACUGGAAUGGUAGAUUUGUAGUAGAAGAAAGUGCAAAGUAGAAAAAGAGUUAAUAGGGUGCAAAGGAGCAAAAUAAAAUAAAUAAAAUUAAUAAAUACAGUAGGGGAAGAGGUAGUUGUUUGGGCUAAAUUAUAGAUGGGCUAUGUACAGGUGCAGUGAUCUGUGAGCUGAUCUGACAGCUGGUGCUUAAAGCUAGUGAGGGAGAUUAGUGAUUCCAGUUUCAGAGAUUUUUGUAGUUCGUUCCAGUCAUUGGCAGCAGAGAACUGGAAAGAGAGACGGCCAAAGGAUGUACAUAUGUAGUAUGUAUGCCGGCACUACCAAAGGUUUCUAUAGGAAUGGGGUGCUUAUCUGGGCAAACACGUUGUUGCUGUUAUCUUUGGUUGUUGCUAUGAUUUGUCCUCUUUUGGAAGGCUACAAAUCUUUUUUUGUUAGUUCAUUGUCUUCCAUAGAUGGCGCCAUUCUAACGCGACACGCAGUUGCCAGGAGCCAUCAGUGUAACUUGAACUUAACUUUUUAAAACUUCUAUCUCAAAUAGACGGUUUCAUAAACGCUUGCUAUUUCCUCAUAGAACAUGAUGUCAUGUUGGCCCGCUGAGCUGGCCAAUCAGUGGUCAACUUGCAUGAACAUUUCUAAUGACCGGUAUACUCCCACAUCAUUCUGUUGUUGGGGUAUGUCCACACCAUUCAAACAAAUAUAAUAAGGAUCUCUACAGAUCGGUGUCCUACCCCCGGGACGGUUGAGCUAAUGUGCGCUAAUGCGAUUAGCUAUAGGUCAUAUUUCGUAGAAGUCUGGAAACACUGGACAGUUACUUAAAACCCGAAAUGUAAUGCCUUUCAUCUCGUGCACGUUUUUGUCAUUUACUGUACAUGAAUAAAGAAAUGCUCGCUUUUUAAAUGUAUUCAUUGAUGUUUAUCAAACAUGUUGACAUACAGACCGAGACUGCACUGUGUUGACAUACAAGGAGCAAUAAAUGGUGGAAUUAAA
This is a messenger RNA of Salmo salar (Atlantic salmon), 3062 nucleotides long. The record is from RefSeq and is a predicted model, not a curated record. Lineage: Eukaryota; Metazoa; Chordata; Actinopteri; Salmoniformes; Salmonidae.